Magnusiomyces paraingens is the source of this 1719-nucleotide messenger RNA. RefSeq lists its product as uncharacterized. The record is from RefSeq and is a predicted model, not a curated record. The transcript has a single exon. Bases 1 to 1719 code for a protein of 572 amino acids. NCBI's taxonomy places the organism in Eukaryota, Fungi, Ascomycota, Dipodascomycetes, Dipodascales, Dipodascaceae.
AUGGUAUUCGAGUACUUCAAACAUAGACGAGAUAUCAAUCUCAAGAGAAAUGAGCGCGCAGAUAAAAUUUCUACCCUGGAAAAAGAAGGCUUUGGUGAACCCCUCACCGCCCAGGAACGCGCCGCUAUCAACCUCUACACUGAAGAUGCUGUUGCCCAGAUCAAGUCCGGUGCGCUGGACGCGUCGGUCCUCUUCCGCGCAUAUUCCAAGCGUGCUUUGCAGGCACAGCACGAUACAAACUGUCUGACAGAACUACUUAUUGACCCGGGUUAUGCCGAGGCCAAGGCCCUGGACCCUACUACUGAGGAAAACAAGUCUAAGCCUUUGCUCGGCUUCCCCGUUUCCGUCAAAGACACCCACAACAUCAAGGGCUACGAUUCUACCAUUGGCUACACUGCAAAUGCAUUCCACCCUGCUACCAAGGAUGCCCCCAUCAUCAGAAUGCUCCGCGAUGCUGGUGCAAUCCCCUUUGUUAAGACUAACGUCCCCUACACCAUGCUUUCCUUUGAGUGCUACAAUGACCUGUGGGGUUACACCGAUAACCCACACGUUGCCGGUUACGCCCCUGGUGGCUCUACCGGUGGUGAGGCCUGUCUCCUGGCUUACGGUGGUUCCCGUAUCGGUGUCGGCACAGACGUUGCUGGCUCUGUCCGUGUCCCCGCCCACUUUUCUGGCUGCUACUCUCUUAAGUGCUCCACAGGCCGUUUCCCCAAGGUUGGUAACACCACUUCUAUGAGUGGCCAAGAAGGUAUCCCUGCCGUCUACUCACCCAUGACUAGAACUCUUCCUGAUCUGGGUUACUUCCUCAAGUCUGUCAUUAGCAUGAAGCCUUGGGAGUAUGACUACACUGUCCAUCCCAUGCCUUGGGAUAACUCUGUUGAGCAGGCUUUGAAAGACAAGGCUAAGAACACCCCUAAGGAAGUCAAGGUUGGUGUCAUUUAUGAUGACGGCGUUGUUACCCCCUCUCCUGCCUGCCGCCGUGCUUUGGAUCUUACUCUUGAUGCUCUUAAGGCCCAAGGCUAUACUAUUUCCGAGUUUGAUGCCCCUGAACCUCUCCAAGCCCUUCGUAUUGCUUCUCAACUUCUUGUUAGUGAUGCUGGUAAGGUUGCUCUUCGCAAGCAGCGCUGUGGUGAGCACAAUGAUGCUGGUGUUGAUCGUUUCAUGAAGGGUGCUCGUCUCCCUCGUUUUGUUAAGAAGAUCUGGGCUUGGUUCUUAGAAAACAUUUGGGGUGACCACGUUUGGGCCACUCUUGUUCGCGACUGGAAUGAGAAGACCAUUGUUGAGCGUUGGGAUCUUGUUGCUGAACGUGAAGGCUACAAGGCUGCUUUCUUUGACAAGUGGUCUGAGUCUGAAAUUGAUUUCUUGAUUACUGUUCCUAAUGCCACUCCUUCUUUCCCCCACCGUGGUCUUCUUGAGAGUUACGCUUCUUGUGGCUACACCUUUAUGUUUAACCUUCUCGACUACGCUGCUGGUAUUCUCCCCGUUACUAAGGUUGACAAGGAAAAGGAUGCUUUGCCUAAAGACUUCAAAAUUAACAAGCUCAACCGUGUUGCCAGAGGUGCCUAUGUCAACUACAAUGCUGAAAAGAUGCACGGUCUCCCUGUCGGUAUCCAGGUUGUUGCUCCUCGUCUCCGUGAAGAGACAUGCCUUGCUGCCAUGGACCUUGUUUCUGAUGCUCUCCAGGCUAACGGCACUACUUAUGAAUUGCUUAAUGCUUAA